AUGCCGUCGGCUACUCACUCGACCCCUGAUACUUUGUCUGAUGCAGAUGACGCACCCCGCCCCUUUGCAGGUCACACAGAGAGAAUCACCGCCAUCGAGUACUCUCCUGACGGUCACCUCCUUGCAACUGCAUCUGAGGAUGCCACUAUACGUCUCUGGGACCCUUUGACAGGCCAACAGCUCCAGAAGCUCGACACGCCUGGGGAAGCCACGUCUCUUGCAUUUCACCCUACAGGUAGACAGCUUGCCACCAUCUGCGAGAACGACUCGACCGUCCUCGUUUGGAACGUGACGGAGGGCGGAUCGGGGGUCUUGCACGGUCCACUCAGGGGGCAUCUUUGGGGGGCAAGGCUCCUCUGCUUCUCGCGCGAUGGCGAGUGGCUCGUUGAUGUUUCCGGGGCAGACACUGUAUGUGUCUGGGACACCUCCACAGGGAAGUUAGCUUUAGGCCAUACAAAGGCAGUCACCGCCAUCGAGUAUUCUCCUGACGGUCGCCUCAUUGCAACUGCAUCUGAGGAUACCACUGUGUGUCUCUGGGAUCCGUUUACGGGUCAACAGCUCCAGAAGGUUGACACACAUCGCCAUACUAAGGAAAUCACCGCCAUCAAGUACUCUCCUGAUGGUCGGCUCAUUGCAACUGCAUCUGAGGAUGCCACCGUGCGUCUCUGGGACUCGAUGACUGGCCAGCAGCUCCAGAAGCUCUACACGCCUAGUGGAGCCGAAAUCACCGCCAUUGAGUACUCUCCUGAUGGUCGGCUCAUUGCAACUGCAUCUGAGGAUGCCACCGUGCGUCUCUGGGAUCCGACGACGGGCCAACACCUUCAAAAUAUUAACACACCUUGUGGGGCCAAGUCGCUGGCAUUCUCCCCUUCAGGUAAACAGCUUGCCGCGGUCUGCGAAGACACGACCGUCCUGAUUUGGCGAGUCGACGACGGCAAGAUCUUGCAUAGUUCACUCAGGGGGCAUCUCUGGCGAACAGGCAUUCUCUGCUUCUCGCGCGAUGGCGGGUGGCUCAUUGAUGUGUCCAAGGCAAACGCUGUUUGUGUCUGGGACACCUCCACAGGAAACAUGGUUGUAGAUGGCCCGCCCCGGCCUUUCGCUGGACAUACAAACAAAAUCACGGCCAUCGAGUACUCUCCUGACGGUCAGCUUAUCGCAACUGCAUCGGAGGAUGCAACUGUGCGUCUUUGGUAUUCCCGGACAGGCCAGCUACUCCAGAAGAUCGAGACCCAUCUGCCAGCGCAUUCCCUUACCUUCUCUCCCUCAGGAAGUCAGCUUGCCACAAUCUGUGCGAAUGGGGCGGCGGCUGACCCACCCGUCGCAAAUCUCUGGGAGGCGUACGGCGGCAAGGUCUUGCAAGGUCCACUCAGGGGGCAUCUAUGGGGAACAAGCUUCCUCUGCUUCUCGCGCGAUGGCAGAUGGCUUAUUGACGUCUCCAGAGCAAAUACUGUUUCCAUCUGGGACACCUCCACGGGAAACAUGGUCCUAGGUCCCUUGAGGCAGCCGCCGAACUUGGGAAUCAAGACUACACAUCGUAUCACUUCAGCCACAUGUUCUCCGCUAAAAGAUCGUGUAGCGUGCGCAGAUGACGCUGGACACAUCCAUGUAUGGGAUGUUGAUACCGAACAGGUUUUACUGUCUUCAGUAUGUGUAUCUCUUGUAUCAUGUAUAUUCAGGCAAGUUGACCGAGAUCUAUCCCCCCACAGCUUCCAGACAAGACACAGACCCAACCGCUAA
Coniophora puteana RWD-64-598 SS2 is the source of this 1737-nucleotide messenger RNA. Its product is annotated as WD40 repeat-like protein. NCBI's taxonomy places the organism in Eukaryota, Fungi, Basidiomycota, Agaricomycetes, Boletales, Coniophoraceae. The record is from RefSeq and is a predicted model, not a curated record. The transcript has 8 exons. Bases 1 to 1737 code for a protein of 578 amino acids. Gene Ontology annotation, molecular function: protein binding.